Molecule: messenger RNA, 3318 nt
Organism: Exophiala bonariae
Lineage: Eukaryota; Fungi; Ascomycota; Eurotiomycetes; Chaetothyriales; Herpotrichiellaceae
Exons: 4
Coding region: 1-3318 (1105 amino acids)
Biological process (GO): intra-Golgi vesicle-mediated transport; regulation of DNA-templated transcription
Cellular component (GO): endosome; trans-Golgi network; cytoplasm
Molecular function (GO): sequence-specific DNA binding; GTPase activator activity; protein binding
Source: RefSeq, a predicted model, not a curated record
AUGGGAAAUAUCAGUAGUAGGCCCGAGGAUGGUUCAGUACUGCACCUGAAGGAUCAAUCCCGUUUCUCCAUCAGCUCCAUCAUUAUCAGCAAUGGUCGCCGCAGAACAGUCCUAACCGUCACUCCUAACGCAUAUCCUGCCGCUCGUCUAGUUGGAAAGCCUGAUCCCAUCGAGUUCAGACCCAUAUCUUAUGUCCAGGAUCCCGAAUCCAUCAACCUAUCAUUCCUUCCCAGGCUUGAUCUCGAAGAUGAACUUGACUUUCAUUUCACCUUUGUGAGCCGCCAAAACUCGGCUCCGCUGCCCGCUACCCCCUCGACUGCCACCGCUUCCGUGGAUACCAACAUCACUGGGUUGACCUUUGCAUAUGCUCAAAACACAAGAGAUUUGGACACUCUAAUCACCAGGGAAUUCCAUGCCGACCCCAAUCUGCAUAAGAAUUCAAAUGUCCAGCUGAUUGGUGAUUUUGCUACCAGCGGAAGUCCUGCAGUCACAUAUGAGUGGCAUUGGAGGUGGAAGCCUCCAAAGUCCUUUGAGGACAAGGGCGGCGGUUGGCGCAACUCCUGCAGCUUUCUCGAGUACGACUCCAGGGCACACAGACUGAAUACCCUAGCUUCUUUCUCCUUCUGGGUCAACAACAAUGUCCCCGUGGCUAUGACACCUCUCGCUUCCCCGGGCUUGGAACUCAUAGUCCCAACCCAGAGGGCUCGAAUGCCAUCCUCGCAGUCCUAUCAAUCUACUGUCAGCGAUACCGAGGGACCAACCUCGAUGGAUUAUGCAAACCCGCCAUCUCCUCACAUUCAGUCGACAGAAUCUGCGCCCAAUGCCCCACCGAUCAUACAGCCACCGCCAGUAAUCGAUGUUCAAUGUGCACGGCCUGGUGAUGAUGUGAGUGCUGUUGAAGAUGGACCUGUGUUUAGAGCUACCAUGAAAUCUCUAGAACAGAAAACCGGAAACAUGAGAAUACAGAUCAAAAAGGUAUUGAAGCGCGCUGAGGCUGCCCAACAAGCUCAAAGUGAAUACAAUCAGGCGAUGUCUGCCUUUCUUGGGGCAUUACAAGAGGCUUCAGCUUCAAAUGCCACGGCUUUCAAGCCUGCCAUCGAGCAUUAUUUUACAAACAUUGCUCAACGUAUCCUGAAAUACGAAAAAGAGAAUGGAGUCCUGCUCCAAAAGCAAAUCAUCGAUCCCAUCACCAAACUCUAUAAUCUAGACAUCAAGCAAGCAGACACUAAGAAGAAAGAUUUCGAGGACGAAAGUCGCGACUACUAUGCUUAUGUCAGCCGUUAUCUUGGUCAACGACAAGAUUCUCUAAAAGACAAGAAACGGGCUGAAAGCGAUUCCAAAUACCAAAAUAAGAGGAAGAACUUCGAACUCAAGCGAUUUGACUAUUCAACCUUUAUGCAAGACCUACACGGAGGUCGUAAGGAGCAAGAAUUGCUCUCGCAACUCACAAAAUAUGCUGAUGGCCAAACGAAAUCGUUUCUCGCAGCCGCCAAGCGUGUCGAAAGUUUGACCCCAAGGCUAGACGCUCUUGUCAAAGAAGUCCUUGAGGCUGACAAGGAUUACAAGCUUCAAAGAACUGAAAGAGAGGAGAAGCGUCGCAAUCUUGAGAAGAAUGGUCCCUCAGCCAUGGAGCCAGAAGCUGCACAUCAACCUGUGGCUACACCCAACCAGAACUCAGUGCAGAAUGGUACCGCUGGUUAUACUUCUGACACAGAUCUCUCAAGGGCAGAUAGUACAAGCUCACAAUUCGGCGCCUCAUCUGUCAAAACAUUAUCUCCAACGUCUAACUCAAACACGUUCCAUAACAUUCCGACCACAGCACUAUCCACUUCGCCUGGAGCGUCGUCUCUCACACCAACGCCGAGUAAAUUCAAGGGUAUUCGCGACCUUGACGAGACUUCUGUAAUUUCCAGCGAAAAGUCCUCAGGCGGCCAAUACCGGAAAGAAGGGUUGCUAUGGGCUUUGAGCAGACCUGGAUCACAUAUUGAUCCCAAAGGCAUCAAUAAACAGGCUUGGCACAAAUUCUGGAUUGUUCUCGAUCAAGGUAAAUUAUCAGAGUAUAACAAUUGGAAAGACAAGUUAGACUUGCAUCGGGAGCCUAUCGAUUUGCGAAUGGCGUCCGUCAGAAUGGCUCGAGAUGCCGAACGAAGAUUCUGUUUCGAAGUUAUCACGCCCCAAUAUAAACGCAUUUACCAAGCAACGACCGAAGACGAAAUGAACAACUGGAUCCAUUCGAUCAAUAAUGCCUUGCAAAGUGCUAUGGAGUUAGGUACCCAAACCUCACAACCAACACGCAAAGAAGCUAUUGGUCGUGAAUACGGUCAAGUUCUCACUGGGAAAAGCUCAUCACAAUCUGGUCCCCACAGCUAUUCUCAGAAAACGGAGACUUCAGGAGUCGGAGUCAGCCGAAGAAUUACUGUUGGUGCCCGGCCUACGUACACACGUACAAGCAGCAACAGUUACGAUGAGAAUCCCUCCAAACUGCUUGAUCAAAUCAGAAACAAUGAUCAAGGGAAUCAAUUCUGUGCGGAUUGCAAUUCCACUUCAAAGGUUGAAUGGGUUUCUUUGAACCUUGGUAUAAUAUUAUGUAUCGAGUGUGGUGGUAUUCAUCGUUCGCUUGGUACCCAUGUCUCGAAGAUUCGUUCACUCACAUUGGAUGUACACUCGUUCACCAAUGACAUUGUGGAGCUCAUGAUGCUGAUUGGAAAUCGAAUCAGCAAUAUGGUUUGGGAAGGCUUACUGGACCGAAACCUCAAGCCCGCUCCAACAGCGACCCGUGAUCAACGGCUGAAAUUCAUCACGGCUAAAUAUGUUGAGCGGGCUUAUGUUGAACCAGUUGGACAAUAUGGAACUGCCGAUGAUGCAUUAUUAACGUCGAUCAAAAAGCAUGAAAUCCAAGGCGUUCUUCUCAACAUUGCCCGACGAGGAAACGUCAAUGCACAUGAUCGGUCUAGAAACACUCAUGCAGUAUUUCUGGCUUUAGCAGCAGCUGAUCCUGCGCGACCUGUUUCAUCUCACGCAACAAGUCCACAACAAGCCUCAACCAUUAAAGCAUUUGCCAUGGCAGAAUUGUUAGUUCAGAAUGGAGCGGAAAUUCCUACCGAGCCACCUCCAAUCCCACUCUCGACCGCAGCCCAGAUGUAUAUAGAACAGCGAAAUUCGAGGGCGAUAUCUGGGAACGUUAGCGAUACGCUAGGCCCGCUCCCAAUGAUGAUGAAGGCCUCGCCACUUCCGUCUGAUGGUACCAGUCGCCUACAGAAACGUGGCAGCGCCGGUGCCAGGUUCGCCGGCAAGGUGACAGGACUGGGUGAACGAUAG